AUGUCUGCCGCCACAGUUUUCGACUCGACGCUCUUUGGCAACAUUUUCGGCACAGAGGAGGCCCGUCAGGCCUUCUCGGAACGAUCUUAUGUUGCCAAUCUCAUUAAGGCCGAGUGCGCCCUGGCCGAGGCUGAAGAGGCUGAAGGCAUUGUGCCGGUCUGGACUGUCAGUUUAACUCAUAGUAUUCCAACUUGGCUGAGAUUGGAACUUCAAGCUGGGUACAUUCACUGGGGCGCCACUACGCAAGACAUUAUGGACCUCGCUUCGGUUCUGCAAAUGAAGACUGGCCUCGAGAUCGUCGAGCGCCUUCUGUGCAAAGUCACCUCGACCCUAGAGAGGAUGUCCGCCACCUACAGAGACGUACCCAUGGCCGGCAGGACGCAUCUACAACACGCUCUCCCCAUCACUUUCGGAUACAAAUGCGCAGUCUGGCUGGCUGGUUUCCGCAGACACGUGAAGCGAAUCGAACAGAUCAAAGAAAGCUGCUUGCUGGUCCAAUUUGGCGGUGCUGCUGGUACCCUCGCUUCUCUAGGCACAAGCGACAGCGGCAUCCGUGUGCGUAAGCGCCUCGCAACUAUUCUUGGCCUGCAAGACCCCGUCAUCACGUGGCACGUGGCACGCGAUACUGUUGCUGAGAUCAUCAACUACCUUGCACUGGUUGGCGGUAGCUUGGGCAAGAUUGCGCUCGAUUUGAUCAUCAUGUCAUCAAAUGAGCUGAACGAGGUUGCCGAGCCUUAUGUUCCUCACCGUGGCGCCUCUUCAACCAUGCCCCAAAAGCGCAACCCCAUUUCCAGCGAAGUGAUUCUUGCUCAAUCAAAGAUUCUACGUGCACAAGCUGGCCUUGUACUGGAUGGCAUGGUCUCUGACUUCGAACGAGCCUCCGGCCCGUGGCACCUGGAGUGGGCUGCUAUCCCAACGGCCUUCAUUUCCAUUGUUGGGUCCCUCCACCAAGCCGAGUUUGCCCUAUCAGGGCUGCAGGUCAAUAAAGAUGCCAUGAUGGCGAAUCUCAAGUCAACAAGGGGCUUGAUUGUUGCGGAGGCUGUCAUGAUGGACCUGGCAAAGUACACCGGUCGCCAGGAGGCACACAAUAUUGUUUACAAGGCGUGCGUCAAGGCACAUGAGAACAGCAUGUCACUACAAGAAGCUUUGGAAGAAUCAUCACAGGUGACGUCUCAUCUUGCUUCGCCAGACCUGGCAAAAUUGUGCGAUCCUACAAGAUAUCUGGGAUGCUGUCAGUUGAUGCUGGAUGAGCUGUUAGGACAGGGAGCGGGAUAUGCAAACGGAAACGGAAAGGACCUGAACGGCAGUAAAGGGGUUGCGAAUUGCAAUGGAACUACCAAUGGCAGCCAUUGA
Molecule: messenger RNA, 1353 nt
Organism: Colletotrichum phormii
Lineage: Eukaryota; Fungi; Ascomycota; Sordariomycetes; Glomerellales; Glomerellaceae
Product: L-Aspartase-like protein
Exons: 3
Coding region: 1-1353 (450 amino acids)
Molecular function (GO): catalytic activity
Source: RefSeq, a predicted model, not a curated record